AUGGGAGUCGUUUGCUCAGUAGCAAAACAAAAGGGAGGGGAUAGAGAACAAGGCGCUCUGCGGCGGCUGAGGAAAAGCAGGGCUCAAAUUGCAAGAGCUGAACGAGGACGUUGCGACGAAGAAGACGACGCGAUUCCUGAGAAGAGGAGGAAGGCGGGCGAUCCAUGGACGCGCAAGGGGUCCCAGGAAUGUAGUGGCGACAACAAAUCUCGAUGA
Linum trigynum is the source of this 216-nucleotide messenger RNA. The record is from the annotation of a GenBank genome assembly. NCBI's taxonomy places the organism in Eukaryota, Viridiplantae, Streptophyta, Magnoliopsida, Malpighiales, Linaceae.